This is a messenger RNA of Sus scrofa (pig), 6817 nucleotides long. The record is from RefSeq and is a predicted model, not a curated record. NCBI's taxonomy places the organism in Eukaryota, Metazoa, Chordata, Mammalia, Artiodactyla, Suidae.
CAGCUGGGGGGGCCGCUUUUGCCCCUGCUGGGGGAGGGGUGGGGUGCCAGCCCAGCGCUUCUCCCGCCUUCCGCGGGGAGGCGGGAAUUCUUGGUCUUUAGGGAGGAGGGAAGUGCGAAGGCCCUGCCCCGAGGGCGAUGCCUAUAGCACUUACAAGGGAGAGCUGGGGGAGGUAGAACCGCAUCCUACGAAGGGUGGACUGCGGCCCCCUUCCUCCAAGCUCUCGAGCACUGGAGGCGCCACCAGUUCCUUCCUGGGCGGGAUGGCAGGCAUUUGGCACCUCAGGGUGGGCCCUGGAGAGGAAGUGAUUCAAUUGCCCACCUGCUACCCCAACCUGAUCUCCAGUUUCCUGUGGAUUUGUUAGAGGCUUCAAGCUUUAACAAACCUGUCUUAAAUCAUUUCAAAAACAUUUUCUUGUUAAAAAGAAACCUGUUGCUGCAGCUGAGUGGUAUUUGGUCUCUAAGCCCACGUGGGAGGAAAGUUCUGGCAUCUUUAUCUAAGUGAAGCCUUACCUAAAACAGAUUUCCAGCCCUGGGUUGCUUUUCUGUCCUGCAUUGUUUACAGUUAUCUCAAAGGUAGUUGCAAAAUUCUGACAGAUAAUUUCAGUUUACUUUGAUUCAGUUUAAAUGUUAAUGCCCGUUUUAUAUAGUGAUAAGCCUAGUGAGUGCCAUUAGUGCUGUCUGUCUCACAUGUAUUGCAUUUAGGAAAAGUUGGAAAUCAUAGGUCCAGCCUUUGAUUGAGGAAGUUUGGUCUCUUGGAAACAGUCCUUGCCCUUGGCCAUACCUGUCAGAUACAAGUUGGUAAUGGUCUUGGUUUUAGAGCCUUGAAAGAGGGUAUGGGGUUGCAUCUGUUGUUGCAGUUUCAGUGACCUGAGUAAAAUGAGGCUUUGUGCUUUCAGGCAGUAAGUUUUCUUGGGUACAAUAAAAAUAGAAAGGGAACCAGUUUCUGAGGUUGCAACCAGGAGGUUAGAGAACAGAGCGAGGGGGUGGUAAACUGAAGUGAAGAAGUGGGUGGACAGGUGAGAGAGACUUGGAAGGACAGAAUAGGGUCAAAGGAGGAUGGGGAGCAGAGGAAUUAAGAGACUUGAGAGAUGGGAAAAAUAUUUUUCCCUUAAAAAUCAGGAGAUCUCAUAUUUUAGAUCACUGCAAAGCAAAUGCCAAGGAAGUCAGAUGAUGGUAGAAUGGCAGAUAGAGAAGUGCUCAUGUUGUCUUGUGGAACUUCACUUUGGAACUUCAGUUUUAUCUGAGAUUUUAUUUUCCUCCCUUCAAAUUUACUAAAUUCAGCUUUCAUAAACAUCCCCUCAUUUGAUCCUCGUGAUAGAUAAUCUGUGUUUGAUGUUAACAGCCCCUAUUUCACAGAUGGGUAUUCUCAUCCAUAUUGAAGUUCAGAGACCUCAAGUGAAUGACAGAGGUCUCUAAGUUUUAGUCCACUGCCUCUAUGUAAGAUACUUAAGUGGCCAUUAAUUUGCAGAAUUUGCCUGAUAUUUCAGAUGUCUCUACAGCCUCAUUUUUAAUCAAUUUAUUGUGACAAUGUGGUUGGUAGUAUGCUGGGUUAAAUUAGAAGGGAUUAGAGCAUAUUGGAUAAUUUCUUAACAAGCCAGGACCAGGGGAAGUUUCCCAUCAGCUUAAUGCUCUUUUCCUACCAUUCCUAAGCUUCUUUUAAGGCUGACUCUUAAGGGAAGCGAUGAUGGUGGGGUGAAAUAAUAACUAUAGCCACUACUUAUUUAGCUUUUAACAUUGUACCUCUACUAUGCUAAGUGCUUUAUGUGCAUGAACUCAUUUAAUUCUUGUGACAACUUUAAUGCGGUAGGUACUAUGAUGAUCCCUAUUUUACAAGGGAGGACAGUUGAAACUUCAGAUUGUUAUCAUUGUAUCUUUCCCCACUGAGACUUCUUAAAUUUUAACACGCUUUUAAAAAAAUUAUUAUUUAUUUUGGGCUAUGACCAUGGCAUGUGGAAGUUCCCAACCCUCGCUGCAGUUGCAACCUGUGCCACAGCUGUGGCAACAGCAGAUACCUUAGUCAGUGGGUCAGGGAUCUGGCAGUGCUCUGAGCUGUGGUAUAGGUUGCAGACGUGGCUUGGAUCCCGAGUUGCUGUGGCUCCGAAGCAGGCUGGCAGCUGUAGCUUCAAUUCAACACCUAGCCUAGGAACUUCCAUGUUGCGGGUGCGGCCCUAAAAAAGGCAAAAAAGUAAAUAAAUAAAUAAAAAAAAAAUGACCUUUAUAGGGCUUUCAUAUUGCGGCUCAGCAGUAACGAACCUGCCUAUUAUCCAUGAAGAUGCGGGUUUGAUCCGUAGGCUCGCUCAGUGGUUAAGGAUCCAGCAUUGCCGUGAGCUGGGGUGUGGGUCACAGACUCAGCCCAGAUUUGGCAUUGCUGUGGCUGUGGUGUAGACCAGCAGCUACAGCUUUGAUUUGACCCCUAGCCUGGGAACUUCCAUGUGCCGCAGGUGAAGCCCUAAAAAGCAAAAAAAAAAAAAAAAAAAAAAAAAAAAAAAAAUAGCAUUUAUAAAAUAACUGGAAAUCUGAACUAAAUAUUUUAUAAUAAGGAAUUCUUGUUAUGUACAGAUGAAAUGAUGUGAUGCCUGGGAUUUGCUUCAGAAUAAUCUGGUAAAGGGGGCAGUGGGUGGGACAAGAUUAGCAAUGGGUUGAUAGUUGUUGGGGCUGAGUGAUGGGUAUGGGGGAAUUCAUUAUACUAUUAUAUGUCGCUUUUCUAUGUUUUAAAUUAUAAUAAGUAGUUUUUAAAUGAGGAAAUAAAAUUUUGAAAAGAAUGACUUGUGUAAGUUAAAAAUUAUAUGUAUAUGGUAUUGUUUUGCAUGCUUUUACUCCUAGACCUUUCAGAACAUCCUGUGAGAAGCUCAGAAGAGCCAGCUCUGUGCCUCUGGAUGUCAGGUGGCAUAGGAAGUGAUGUUUUCAGUGGUUGAGAAGAAUAUUGGUCCUGUGAGUGCACAGUACAGUUUGCAAGAAGGUGGGAGUCAAUCAUUUUGACAAGUCUCCUGAAAGGAACAGCUAGCAGGAGCUGAACCCUUUUUCCAUCUGGUCUCGUGGCAAAGGCAGAGAUCACUGCAGCUCUACACAGUAUGACGUGCUCACUAGUGCCCUCUGAACAGUCUUCUGGUGCCUCUCUCUUGCCUAAAGACAGUGCCCCAUUUUCUUGGGGUUCCUUGGAUGAAGAUGGAUUGGAUGACUCCUUGCUGGAGCUGUCUGAGGGAGAAGAUGAUGGCCAUUUCAGUUUCACGGAGGAAGAGAUUCAGGAGCUCUUGAAAGAUGAUGACCUAUCAAAUGAGCACCUUUCUAAGGAAAGAGGGUUGCUUAAUGGUGACAACAGGAAUGUUGAGAAGGGAGGUAAAGGGAGUCAAAUUCUACUUGACACUCCCCACGAGAAAAAUUCAUUGUACAACUUGGGACCAGUUACUGAGACCCCUGGCCUCUUCAAACUACCUCAACUAAGUACAUCAGUUGGUCAUGGACCAACUCCUAAACCAUUGAACCGACGCUUUGCACUAGAAAAGAAUCUUAUAAAAGUAACAGUUGCACCAUUUGAUCCAAGAGUUUGUGAUGUUGUACUUGAUAAGGACAAGACUGAUACAUCCAAAGAUAUUGAAAAACCCUCCUCCCUUGGAGAAGAGAUGAGAGAAGAUGGUCUUAGUCCAAAGGAGAACACACUUUGCACAGAAUCUGAAGGGAUCAGCCCCAGUAACUCUGCCUAUAAUGGGCCCCCAUUCCCUUCUUCAAACAAUAACUUUCAACAAACUGUCUCUGAUAAAAAUAUACCUGACAAUAAGAAACCCACACCUGCAUCCUCUCAGAUCUUGGACCAUUCAGAGACUCCUAAUUUGGGGUCAUCCUGGAGAAACAGGUCACAUAAACCAAAUCUUGAAGUGAAGUUUCCGGUUGUUUCCAGUUCAUCAAACAAAAAGGAUGUUCUUGACAAGGAUUCUGGGAAGCUGAAGGUCCAUGAGAAAAGACUAGGCAAAGUCAUUCCUGUUCUGCAAGCCAAAACAAGGACUAAUGUUCCGACGUCUUCACCAUCAGAUCUAGAAAAGCAGAAGCAAAGUUAUCUCCGGAAUGUCAUAGCUCAUAUAGAAGACCCAGUGGACUCCAACCAAGGUGCCUUGGGGGAGCUGUGUACCUUGAUGGAUCAAGUUCAUCACAUGCAGAACCAAAAAUGGCAGCAUCCUUCAGACCUCACCAGGCGUAACUACGCCCGGUUCCGACAGAAGUCUCUGCAAAGAUACAGUCUGACUCAGUGGGUUGACAGGAACAUGAGAAGCCACCAUCGGUUCCAGCGUCUACCGGAUUUCCAAUACAGUUCGUUUGUCUCCUCCCAUCAGCAGUGAAGGUCCCUAUCCAGGGUCCUGUCCAGAGCAGCAUCUCAUCUUCUUCUGUUGUUUCGUGCUAUGUAGAUGCUGAAUUUUAUUUUUCACAACAUUUUAUUUAAAGAACUUGUCACCUUUUGGAAAUGCCCGUUGCUGACUUGAAAUUUUUUUGUAUAAGGUGCUUCUUGUUUGUGUGUGUGCGUGUGUGUGUGUUUGUAUGCAUUUAAGCAGUGUUGAGUUGAUAUAGUUUUAAUUUUUUAAUUUAAAUUGAAGGUGGCUGCCUCUCGAAAGCCAGCAUUAAGCCGAAACACCCAGGUUCGAGCAAAACACCUGUCUCUCUGCAGAGGUGAAGUCUACUUCUGGUGCCCAAAAGAAAUUAUCUUUUAAUCUCCUGUGAGGAAGAGAUUCUUUAUCAGGCUGCAAGCCAGUGUUAAUUCUUGCUAAUUGUUAAUCGUAAAUGGAUACAAGUCACUUUUAACAGCCCCUCUUUCUUAUUUGAGUCUCUGAAUAUUUUAAAGUUGGUAAUCCAGGACAUUUGAAGUAUUUGAAAAGACAAAUUAAAAGUGUGUAUCUUUUCUUUUUGUACCUACUAGCUGCCUUUAUUAUUUUUUUUCAUUCUUCUUUAAAUUUAUUUUGCAAAUAGUGUUUAUAAAUCUUAUAUAAUCUUAGCUGAGACAAAAGACUGGUGACUAGCAAAUAACCCCUGUUGAUUUGUGAUCUUGUGUCUGGUCACCUUUUCUGCCUUUCUUCAAGGAUUUUUUUUUUCCUCCAGUGACCUUAUGGCUCUACCAGCACAUUCCUGUAUCCUGUUAGACAAAGAUAUGCCUCUUAGGAACAGCCUACCUGCACUCUUUCCUGAAAAGCUACCCACCCAGAGUCUUGACUCUAGGACAGGCCAGAAAGCCUGAGAGGCCUAGCCUAUUAGGUGUCAAUUCAAGGUGAACCCCAACCCCAACCUCAAAUAUGAGCUGGCGUGUUAGUCAGUGAGCCUCCGUCUGUAGGAGAGACUUUGGAGAGGCGGUCUUUUGUCUCCAUUGUUAGUUAAUAAGAGGUGCCUUUUGAUCCUGGAUGUUACCAUCUCACUUGGUCAAACCUCUGAUGUAUAUGUUUACAAGACUACUAGAGUGGAUAUAAUAUAGUUUUGAUUAAGCCUGUGCACAAAGCCUUACCUGAUCUUAAGGACUGGUAUUCCAACCCAAGCUGGCAGGCUUUGUUUUUUUUUUUGUGCAGCCGUCUUAAUGGAUGUCCUAGGAGUUUGUUAUUCUCUUUACAGACAGCUGUAGACAUCUCUUGGGAGAUUUUGUAGUCUGGCGUUUGUGCUGCUGUUGUUCACUGUCUGUGAAGAUUGUACCUGGUUGCUGUAGCAUAGCCUGUGACACUGGGCUCGCUGCCUGUGUCUGGUUUUGUUGUCUUUGUAUGCAAGUAAUCCAUCUUAAACACCCUACCCUGCUUUAGAAACUGACUUGGGAAAAGCUUGGUCAUAGUUACCAGUAAAUUUAGCUGGAUGUCCUUACAUGUUAACUAUUUCUAUCUCGUCAAGUAUUCUCUUUUCCUUGGAUAUCUGGUUUAGAAUGUGGGGCCAAAAUACAAAGGAGAAGUUCUGUUCAAAGGCAAGAGUCAAAAUCUUUUAUUGCAGUUGGCAUUUACUAUCUCAGUCACUUCUCCGGGUUUCCCUAAAUUAGCUUGAUGGAGUGAGAGAAACAGACAUCCACCUUUGGAACAGUAGCAUAGUUAGAAUUAAUAGUAGCUAGGAUAGCUAGCAUUGCAGUUGUCUGGUUCCCCACAGACAACCAAGGAGUAAAGGGACAGCCUUUUGCUUAGACUCAGGCUCCUGCCUCCCUGGUACAGGAGGGCCUAAGUCUGAUGUGUAAUGGGAGCAUAGCCUUUGCCAAAUCAAAUGAGUGACGGGUUAACUAGAAAAUGUGACAAUCACAUUUCCUUUUGCUCAAAUAAUUCUGUUUUUCCCAAAGCUUUAGCAGCUAAAUUAAAUCUGUUGGACUGGGGGAGGAGAGAACUGUUCCCUAACGGUUAACAUGGUAUUCUUUAAGCAGAAAAACAAAGCCAAAGAAAACUCAUUAUCAGGCAUGUUGGCCUUAAAGAUGGUAGUGGGUAGAAUCUGGAGUUUUAAUCUGUUUUUAAAGCUACAUUUCUCAUAUUUGGUUUUGGCCUCUCAGUCUAAUUUUCAUGUAGAAUUCUUGCUGGGUUGUUUUAUUUGAGUAAGGAUUGUGUGCGUUUAACGGCCUACCUAGCUUUCUUCCUCUGUGAUGACAUUUCACCACAGGGGUCUUGACAAAGCAGAGUAGAAAUGUGCUGUUUACAUGGUUUACUUGUAAGUAAAGAGCCUGCAAUAACCUGUAGUUUUGCAUCUAAUGCAGACCCCGAUUUACUUGUCAGGAUCAGUUAUGAAACUGAAGUUUGGCGCCUCCUCUUUAUCAUGUUUUUCCCCUUGUAGCAGUUGUGUUUAAUGUCAUUAAAAAGAAAAUAAAAGUUCUUGUCAGUGGCUUA